ACGCAAGUAAAGCAAGAAACACGAGUUCGGAAAACCUUGCCCUGCCUUCCCCGCAGCACCCCACGACUUCCACAAUGCCGAAUUCCCGAUUUUCCUGCGAUAUAAUAAUGACAGCGCUCGACCCUUCUCCUGUCUUCUUCUUCCUCUUCUCUUCCCGUCCAUUCCGUCUUCGCUCCCUGCCAUAAUUUCCGAGAAAGCUCCUCCGUACCGUAGCGACGCUCGCCAUCUCUCCCUCUCUCUCCCCUCUCUCUUAUCCUAUCCAUCUUCUUAAUUGCGAUCCGUCGCCAUCGCUGCUGAUUCGGCUCCGCGUCAUCAACCCGUUGUCGAGCGAAUCCCUAUCUCUUCCCGGAUUCGCCAUCGUUCUUGGGUUGGUUUAAAUUCUUGGCUUCAGCUUCUGGGUCUCGCCUCUCUCGCCUCUCUCGCCUCUUCCACUUCGGGCCCACGUCUUGGAAUUUGAUCUUGCGCCCUUCUUUAGUCUCUGUGUCUUGUGAAGUUGUAGCUGGGGAUUGCAGUGAGAAUCCCUUUGCCUGAGAGGACCCUGCCUUUUUGCGAUUCGAAGGAUCUUUGGCACCUUGAUUCUGCUGAUUAGGAGCUUUCUUGGUUCUUGAUGAUAACUCGAUAAAUAUCACGAAUUGCAGGUCAGCUUGAAUAAUUAUGCUGUUGUCUGGGUCAAUGUUGUCGACUCUUGCUGGACAUUCAGAAGCACGAUCCGUCUCUGGAAUCUUGGUCUGCUAAUUUGCUUAAAAUAGCGUCUUUUUCUGGUCUUCUGUGAAAUUGAUUUAUUCCCUUCCAUUUGGUAUUCCAUUGUCCCCUCGGGACCAUCUUUGCGCCUUGUGCUCAUUGAGGUUUUUCCCUACCUUUUUUAGCUGUGGGUAGUGGAAGUCUGCAAUUUAUUCUUUCGUUCCUUAGGAACCCAUUUGAUAAUUUGGCGUACCAGAGCAUCUGGAGAUCAAGGGUGGUUGUUACUCAAGACAUGGAUAUAAGUAAUGAGGCGAACAUUAAUCCGUUCUCCAUCGGCCCUUCGACCAUUCUUGGUCGCACCAUUGCUUUCAGAAUCCUGUGUUCUCAGUCUAUGUCACAGCUGUCGCGGCAGCUCUUUCAUGUGGUGUUAGAUUAUGCGUUUAGGACUGGGAACUUUGUUGCCACCGUGAUAUCGUGGUUUCAUCCUAGGAAUCCACAAGGGAUAUUGGCAAUGGUCACCGUUAUAGCAUUCUUGUUAAGACGGUACACCGCUGUGAAAGUGAGGGCCGAAAUGGCUUAUAGGAGGAAAUUUUGGCGGAACAUGAUGAGAGCUGCAUUGACUUAUGAGGAAUGGGCUCAUGCUGCUAAGAUGCUUGAUAAAGAGACACUGAAGAUGAAUGAAUCGGACCUUUAUGAUGAGGAACUGGUUAGAAACAAGCUUCAAGAGCUCCGCCAGCGUCGCGAAGAGGGGUCUCUUAGAGAUAUCAUCUUUUACUUGCGAGCUGAUCUGGUCAGGAAUCUCGGGAAUAUGUGUAACCCUCAGCUUCACAAGGGUAGACUUCAGGUGCCCAAGCUCAUUAAGGAGUACAUUGAUGAGGUCUCAACUCAGUUAAGAAUGGUCUGCAACUCUGAUUCUGAUGAGCUCUCUUUGGAGGAGAAGCUUUCUUUCAUGCAUGAGACUAGGCAUGCCUUUGGUAGGACAGCUUUACUUUUGAGUGGGGGAGCUUCUCUGGGAGCCUCUCAUGUUGGUGUGGUUAAAACACUGGUUGAACUUAAGCUUUUGCCUAGGAUUAUUGCUGGCUCCAGCGUGGGAUCCAUAAUGUGCUCUGUUGUUGCCACCAGGUCUUGGCCCGAGCUUCAAAGCUUCUUCGAAGAUUCUUGGCACUCAUUGCAGUUUUUUGAUCAGCUGGGAGGCAUUUUUGCCAUUGUCAGGAGGGUCAUGAGGCAAGGAGCUGUGCAUGAGAUCAGACAAUUGCAGUGGAUGUUGAGGCACCUUACCAGUAAUCUUACAUUUCAAGAAGCUUAUGACAUGACAGGACGCAUUCUUGGGAUAACAGUGUGCUCUCCGCGGAAGCAUGAGCCACCUAGGUGCCUUAACUACUUAACCUCACCUCAUGUUGUCAUUUGGAGUGCGGUGACCGCUUCUUGUGCCUUUCCUGGCCUUUUUGAAGCCCAGGAACUAAUGGCCAAGGAUAGAAGUGGAGAGAUUGUUCCCUAUCAUCCACCAUUCAAUUUGGACCCUGAGGAGAACUCUGGGGCACCUGGCCGUCGAUGGAGAGAUGGUAGCUUGGAAAUUGAUCUGCCCAUGAUGCAACUAAAGGAACUAUUCAAUGUGAAUCACUUUAUAGUGAGUCAAGCAAAUCCUCAUAUCGCACCACUAUUGAGAAUGAAGGACUUUGUGAGAGCUUAUGGCGGGAGUUUUGCUGCCAAGCUUGCUCAAUUAAUUGAGCUGGAGGUGAAACAUAGAUGCAACCAAGUAUUGGAGCUUGGUUUUCCUCUUGGGGGUAUCGCUCAGCUCUUUGCGCAAGAAUGGGAGGGUGAUGUCACUAUUGUUAUGCCUGCCACACUUGCUCAGUACUCAAAGAUCAUCCAAAACCCGUCCCAUAUGGAGCUUCAGAAAGCUGCCAAUCAGGGGAGAAGGUGCACUUGGGAGAAGCUCUCCGCCAUCAAAGCAAACUGUGGCAUUGAGCUUGCACUUGAUGAAUGUGUUACGAUCCUCAACCAUAUGCGCAGGCUCAAGAGGAGUGCAAAGAGAGCUGCAGCUGCUUCUCUUGGCCUUGCCGCCACUGCCAAAUUCAGCGGGUCUAGAAGGAUCCCUUCAUGGAACUGCCUUGCUAGAGAGAACUCAACUGGGUCUCUUGAUGAAGAUUUCCUGACAGAUGCCGCUUCCUCAUCACAUCAAGGAGUUGGAGGAUCCUUAGGUAAGAAUUCCCGGCCUUAUCGUGGUGGGCAUGAUGGAAGUGACAGUGAAUCCGAGAGUGUAGAUCAUUCUUGGACAAGAUCUGGUGGGCCCUUGAUGAGGAGUAGCUCCGCUAACAAGUUCAUUGACUACAUCCAAAGCUUGGACUUACAAGUUGACCUAAGUAAGAUUGUUAAUUUAAACUCAAAUGUUGUUCAAAUGGGAGGAGAAACACACUCUCAGGGCUCAAGGGUGACAACACCUGAUAGAACUUCAGAAAACACGGAGUUCGACCUGCGGGACUCGAGCAAUAGAAGCAGCUCAAGCAUCACUGUGUCUGAGGGAGAUCUCUUGCAUGCUGAGAAGGUUCAGGAGGGUAUCGUGUUUAAUGUUGUCAGGAGAGAGAACCUUCCAAACAGGAGUCAUGAUACUGAGAGUUACAACUAUGAAGUCGCCGAAUGUUUGCAACUUGAUUGUCCAGAAAAGGAGAUGGACGGUAGCUCGGAUUCAGAAUGCGGGGAUGGCGGAGAUCAUGUGGAAACAGCUUAAGCCGAUAAAAGGAGAGGAGGGAUUCAUAGUGCUAUGGUUCAAAUUGGUUCUGGUAUAGGUAUAGCUGAAAAGGACCAGAGAAUCUCCUGACAGUUUGGUUUCUACUUUGCAUCGCCUUUGUUAUUCAGCAUUCACAAUAGUUAGUGGUUCCAAUACUUCUCUUACCUUUGACAGGAGAACGGGGAGCUUUACUACAUAUCAGAGCGUUGUAUAGAAUUGUAAUUUAGCUGUGGCUGAGUUUCUAGACCAGGAUACGGCACGGUUCUCUGGAAAAGCCCUGGCUUGUAAAUACGUUAACAUGUUCAAUAUGUAAUCUUGUUUUCACUGUGCAGCCAA
Messenger RNA from Eucalyptus grandis, 3745 nucleotides. Its product is annotated as triacylglycerol lipase SDP1. The transcript is spliced from 3 exons. Gene Ontology annotation, biological process: lipid metabolic process. The coding region runs from base 974 to 3409 and encodes 811 amino acids. The record is from RefSeq and is a predicted model, not a curated record. NCBI's taxonomy places the organism in Eukaryota, Viridiplantae, Streptophyta, Magnoliopsida, Myrtales, Myrtaceae. Gene Ontology annotation, molecular function: triacylglycerol lipase activity.